CGAACCGAAGAGGGAAGUGAUAAUCCCACGCGAGUUCUGCGGGUGAAAGUGGAUAGAGCUGAGAGUGGGGCCUGAAAGCUGCCAACGAAGCAUUUGGGGGCGGAGGCGUGAUAUAAGCGUGAUGGGGACCGUGGCCUACCGGGUUGAUCGCGUGAGAUUUCUGCCCGAGAAUCCGUCGAGCAUUGUCCCAAUCACGAUUUCCGGAGUGGGGGUUGGGGCUAUGGCUGUGCCUUGUUUACAGAGGGAGCAGGUUACAGUUCCUCUCAGUCAUCUUAUCAGUGCCUUCCAUUCACCAAAACCCGUGUCUGUUUCAGUCAGUGCAUCAGUUUCUCCAAACAAGCAUCGAGAUGUAGUUCCAGAGCAUGAGGCUGCUGGCAGUGAGCCUGCACUUAAUUUAAGGGACCUUGGAUUGUCUGAAUUAAAAGUUGGACAGAUUGACCAAUUGGUAGAAGAUCUACUUCCUGGAUUUUACAGAGGCAAAAGUAUUUCUUCGCACUGGCACACAUCUCAUAUCUCUGCACAGUCCUUCUUUGAAAAUAAAUAUGGUCACUUAGAUAUGUUUAGUGCUUUACGUUCCACUUGCUUGUUUCGACAACAUCCAAGAACUCUUCAAAGAAUUUGUUCAGAUCUUCAUUGCUGGCCAGUUUUUAUACAGUCUCGGGGUUUUAAAACUUUGAAAUCGAGGACACGACGUCUGCAGUCCACCUCUGAAAGAGUAGCAGAAACACAGAAUGUAGCACCAUCCUUUGUGAAGGGGUUUCUUUUGCGGGACAGAGGAGCAGAUGUUGAGAGUUUGGACAAACUCAUGAAAACGAAAAACAUACCUGAAGCUCAUCAAGAUGCAUUUAAAACUGGUUUUGCAGAGGGUUUUCUGAAAGCUCAAACAUUAACACAAAAAACCAAUGAUUCUUUAAGGCGAACUCGUUUAAUUCUUUUUGUUCUGCUUCUGUUUGGCAUUUAUGGACUCUUAAAAAAUCCAUUUUUAUCUGUCCGCUUCCGGACUACUACCGGGCUUGAUUCUGCAGUAGAUCCUGUUCAGAUGAAAAAUGUCACUUUUGAGCACGUUAAAGGAGUGGAGGAAGCUAAACAAGAAUUACAGGAAGUUGUUGAAUUUUUGAAAAACCCACAGAAAUUUACUGUGCUUGGGGGAAAACUUCCAAAAGGAAUUCUUUUAGUGGGACCACCAGGAACAGGAAAGACACUUCUUGCCAGAGCUGUGGCAGGAGAAGCUGAUGUUCCUUUUUAUUAUGCUUCUGGAUCAGAAUUUGAUGAAAUGUUUGUGGGUGUGGGAGCCAGCCGAAUCAGAAAUCUUUUUAGGGAAGCAAAAACAAAUGCUCCUUGUGUUAUAUUUAUUGAUGAAUUAGAUUCUGUUGGGGGAAAGAGAAUUGAGUCUCCAAUGCAUCCGUAUUCAAGGCAGACUAUAAAUCAACUUCUUGCUGAAAUGGAUGGUUUUAAGCCCAACGAAGGAGUAAUCAUUAUAGGAGCCACAAACUUUCCAGAAGCAUUAGACAAUGCUUUAAUUCGUCCAGGCCGCUUUGACAUGCAAGUUACAGUUCCAAGACCAGAUGUCAGAGGUCGAACAGAAAUUUUGAAAUGGUAUCUGAAUAAAAUAAAGUUUGAUAAGUCUGUUGAUCCAGAAAUCAUUGCUCGAGGAACUGUUGGGUUUUCUGGAGCAGAGUUGGAGAAUCUUGUGAACCAAGCCGCAUUAAAGGCAGCUGUUGAUGGAAAAGAAAUGGUUACCAUGAAGGAACUGGAGUUUUCCAAGGAUAAAAUUCUAAUGGGCCCUGAACGAAGAAGUGUGGAAAUUGAUAACAAAAACAAAACCAUUACAGCUUACCAUGAAUCUGGUCAUGCUAUUAUUGCAUAUUACACAAAAGAUGCAAUGCCUAUCAACAAAGCUACAAUCAUGCCACGAGGGCCAACUCUUGGACAUGUGUCACUGUUGCCUGAGAAUGACAGAUGGAAUGAAACUAGAGCCCAGCUGCUUGCUCAAAUGGAUGUUAGUAUGGGAGGAAGAGUGGCAGAGGAGCUUAUAUUUGGAACUGACCAUAUUACAACAGGUGCUUCCAGUGAUUUUGAUAAUGCAACAAAAAUAGCUAAGCGGAUGGUUACCAAAUUUGGAAUGAGUGAGAAGCUUGGAGUUAUGACUUACAGUGACACAGGGAAACUGAGUCCUGAAACUCAAUCAGCCAUUGAACAAGAAAUAAGAAUCCUUCUAAGGGAGUCAUAUGAAAGAGCAAAACAUAUCUUGAAAACUCAUGCAAAAGAGCAUAAGAAUCUAGCAGAAGCUUUAUUGACCUAUGAGACUUUGGAUGCCAAAGAAAUUCAAAUUGUUCUUGAGGGGAAAAAGUUGGAAGUGAGAUGAUAAUUCUUGAUAUGGAUAUGUUGCUGGUUUUUUUGCAAGAACAUGAAUAUCAUUGCAGUAGUCUUUUGCAGUGCUUUCUUCCUCAUUCUUGAUUUGGUAUAAAUUCAAGAGUGAAUACUUUGUCAACCUUUUGUCACAUUUAUCUAAUUUUGCUUAUUCUCAUGAUCCAUCUCUUGCAAAUUAGCAACGUACUACAAAUAUAUUUUUAAAAAAUAAAGAACUAUCAGGAUUGGAAGCAGUUCA
This is a messenger RNA of Cavia porcellus (domestic guinea pig), 2608 nucleotides long. RefSeq names its product ATP-dependent zinc metalloprotease YME1L1. Gene Ontology annotation, cellular component: mitochondrial inner membrane. The record is from RefSeq and is a predicted model, not a curated record. Lineage: Eukaryota; Metazoa; Chordata; Mammalia; Rodentia; Caviidae. Gene Ontology annotation, biological process: mitochondrion organization; protein quality control for misfolded or incompletely synthesized proteins. Gene Ontology annotation, molecular function: ATP-dependent peptidase activity; metalloendopeptidase activity; ATP binding. The transcript has 19 exons. The coding region runs from base 122 to 2365 and encodes 747 amino acids.